CUUGAGAAAAGUUCCUCGUUCAGUUCGCGACCGACUGCGCGAGCGUUCGCUGCACAUCACUUAUAAAUACAAUACGCUUUCAUCUCGCCAGCGCACGGUUAAAAACAAAAAGGGCAGUGCUUCAUAGACAAAAUUAGAUAAACAGGACGAGCUACACUUCAAUAUGAGAGGUUGGUGGAUGAUAGCUGUUGUUGUGCUUGUGGCAUCAGAAAUUCAAGGAAGAGAUGUCACACACGAGGACAUCCGAGACGCCAUGUUGUCUCUGGUUCAUAUCGUCCGCGCCUCGGAGGACAAGUUGGAGCGACACGAACUACGAGAGAAAGCACUCGGAGAUCAACUCAAGAAGAUGAUGGCUGGUCUUGAGAAGAAACACAGGAACCUGGAGACAUUGAAAGGCACGAUAUCGAGACUCGACGACAGAUUAUAUAAUGUAGAGAAUAUAUUCCUGCAGAAGGAAGAGAGAGAAAAGGAAACUCAAAAGAAAACAAAUGAAGCUUUGGAAGAAAUACAGAAAUCACUAAAAUCGCUUACGGAAAUGGUAUCAAGUAACUUGAAACCAAUCAGCACAACAACCGAGAUGGACAAUAGUUUAACUCCGAAUGAGGAUCCACUAACUAAGCGAUUAGACGCGACCGACGCUAAGUUGGAUAAUAUUAAAGUCGAAAUAGAAAAACUUAAAAACAGCAUCAACAAGGAUGCCUUACAAGCAAUGUGCGCAGAAGUGGCUAUAGAUUUAAAUCAAUUAUCUGAGACGGAAAAGCUCUUGAACAAGUAUGAAUUGAAGUUAAACGAGUACAAUGGAACCGCUAGUAAAGUGCAGACGGACUUCGUGCCACUAAGUGAAGUAUCGCUGGCUGAUGAAGCUUGGCACAGUAAAAUGACUGAAGUAAUGGAGCGUCAAGAGAAAGAUAUUACCAAGAUCCGACAGUUAUUGUCUGAUGCUGAGAGCAUGUGGAAAGAUUUACCGCAUUUGGCUGACAUCAAGCGUUCAACCAAUGACACACUAGAGGGCAUUGCCGCCCUACAGCGAAACGUCACUGAUAUUAUGGAAAAGGGAGUUGCCAAAACGAACAUGAAAGUGAAAGAACUAGGGGAUAGGCUUGUUGCCACCAACGAGGACAUACAACAGAGCCUUACACAGGGCAACACCAUGAGCGAACGAGCUUACACGGACUUACAGAGGAGCUACACCAAUCUUCGAGAAGAAUUGCAAGGUUUCUCCAAAAAUGAGCAUGUGAUGCUGCAAACAGCGGACAAUGUCAUAGCUACAAAGAAACGCAUUGAAUAUGGAGUACAUCAGAUAUCAUUAGAAGUUAGCGAGCUAAUUAGAAUUCAGAGCAAUUUGUUGAACAAAACCAUGAAUGAAAGGUUCGACAGCAUAGAGUCCUCUAUAGUGACAAACCAAAGCCGCGCUAUGAACGCCCUGAGUGACAAGCUUGAGACGGACAUGUCGCAGGUGUGGCGACAGAUGGGUGUAGUGUACACUCAGCUCACAGCUAGCAGACAGGCGCUCGAUAAACUAUCGGAACAAACCGCGCAAUACGUUAAUGGAAGCUCAAGUAAAUUGGACAGCAUGAAGGAGAAGGUGAGCGCGAUAACAACACGCAUGUCCGAAGUUGAUGACAAUUUGAACUAUUUAUUAGGAAGAAUUUCAUUAGUGACUCAGGAAUUCAGUCUAAUUAAAACUGGGCUGGGCAUCGCACUGGACAAAGCGAAGAACGGCCUCGACGAGGUUCAAGCUAAACUGGACGAUAACAGUCCAGGACCGCAUCCCGUCGAGGUUAAGGCGAAUUAAUAGUGGAGUGAGGGCGCGUAGUUAUAAUGUAUGAAUAAUGUAGUCAAUGGACAAUAACUGAGCCUACAAUGCUAUGUCCUGAACAUCGGGAUCUUAAAUAAAACACGUACUAAUAACUUUUGCAAAUAUUUAAUCUUUUUCAUAAUUGUGGAUCUAUAAUAUUUAUAUUGUACAAGUUAUAUUAUACAAUUAAACGUCAAUGAUAGUGUCCCUCACAAGACAUACUCUCAGUACAAAACUGGCCUUAAUGUACCGUAUAACCACAUACAUAAUUAUUGAUCUUAAACAUACACACAAAUUAUUUGUCCACUUUAUUAUGUUUUUUUUUUUUUGAUUAUUUAAUAAAUCCUGUUUACAACCUCA
Messenger RNA from Danaus plexippus (monarch butterfly), 2158 nucleotides. RefSeq names its product myosin heavy chain, non-muscle. Gene Ontology annotation, cellular component: plasma membrane. Lineage: Eukaryota; Metazoa; Arthropoda; Insecta; Lepidoptera; Nymphalidae. The transcript is spliced from 12 exons. The record is from RefSeq and is a predicted model, not a curated record. Bases 164 to 1795 code for a protein of 543 amino acids.